UUUCUUUCUUUUUUUUAUAUAGAGCUGAUGAGCUAAGCCAUGUGAGCCAGAUGGAUGACGGCAUGGCCCAACAGCCCACAACUUUUGGGGUUUUUUUAGUAAUCAAAAUAUCGCAUCGUACUGUUUUUUUUAGCGUUGAAGUCUUUUCCUUAUCUUGAAGUUACAUACUUUAAGUUCACUACUACAAAUAGAAACUUCUUCCCCUAGUUGUCUAUCAAGUCAUUUGCUUUUAAAAAUUUUUUUACCUCCUCAAAUUGAUACGUUGCAAAUAUAAAGAAGAAGAUGGGUUUAAUGCGGUCGAUGCUUCCAAAUGCAAAGCAAAUCUUCAAAUCACAAUCUAUGAGAAACAAAAACGGAUCAUCAUCAUCAUCCACAACAACUUCAGGGCUUGUUCCGAAAGGUCACGUAGCGGUUUACGUGGGAGAACAAAUGGAGAAAAAGAGGUUUGUGGUUCCAAUAUCAUACUUGAACCAUCCUUUGUUCCGAGAAUUUCUUAAUCGCGCUGAGGAAGAGUGUGGAUUUCAUCACUCCAUGGGUGGCUUGACGAUACCUUGUAGAGAAGAGUCGUUUCUUCAUCUCAUUACUUCUCAUCAGCUGCAUUGAGGAACGCAUGUAAUAGUCUUAAGGGCUUUAAUGAAGCAGUUUUUUGUUUCCUUUUCUAAGAGAAAAAGUAUAGGAAAGUUACUUAUGUGUGUAUAUGAUGACACUUGUUCAGAGCUUAAGUUGUAUUUUGAAAUAAGAUUUAAAAAGUUGAACUAAUAUUGAUACUCAAA
Messenger RNA from Arabidopsis lyrata subsp. lyrata, 773 nucleotides. Its product is annotated as auxin-responsive protein SAUR20. NCBI's taxonomy places the organism in Eukaryota, Viridiplantae, Streptophyta, Magnoliopsida, Brassicales, Brassicaceae. The transcript has a single exon. The coding region runs from base 283 to 603 and encodes 106 amino acids. The record is from RefSeq and is a predicted model, not a curated record. Gene Ontology annotation, biological process: response to auxin.